UGCACGAUGAACAAAAGUUGCGUAUCAUAGUUUGCAACCAGAAAACGUCCCGCUAGAGUAGUACAGGUGUCUCUAUUUUAUGCGUUGCGCCUUUCUUUAUCUGACUCGGGAGAAAUCCCUCACCACUAGUCCGAACUCUGAAGCCAAAGGGAACGUGGUUUUGAAAUUUGGGCUCUUACCUUGAAAGUUUCCUUGUCCCGUUUCAAAUCCGACGAACUUGGAGAUAAAUACCUGGAAUUCAACCACCAGUAGAAGCUUACCAGACGAAAGGAGAGAACCAUGUACCUACAAUCCCCUCCUCCACCUUUUCCCUUCCUUCUCCUUCUCUUCUCCAUAAUAUCAUUCCUGCCGCCUUCUUUCUCCGAUGCCUCCUUGCAGCAAUACAAGGAUUGCUCUCCGGUCCCCUUUACCUGCGGAGACCUCAGCAUCAAUAUCUCCUACCCAUUCCGAAUGGAUAGCCGUCCUGACUACUGUGGCUACCCGGGCUUCGAUCUCACCUGCACCAACAACUCCGCCAUGGUGAUCCGCAUCAACGGCAGGCGCUACCAGGUGAAGGACGUCGAUUACUCGAACCGGCUUCUAACCAUCGUCGACCCCGAUUUCCUCGGCCAAUCCUGCCCCCAGCCAUAUGAGAACACCACCUUGGAUCUCCGCCGCUUCGAGUACUCCGACCGCGACCGGAACCUCACCGUCUUCCUCAACUGCAGCUCCCCGAUGCUACAUAGCAACGACUGCUUCGUUAACGAUACCGCCGGGGCCGGGCUGCGACUUUAUUAUGGGAUCCAGAACGGUAGUUUGGCUGGUCUUGGGGGGAUUUGUCGUUCCACUGUGCUCGUUCCGGUGAGUCAGACGGCUGCAGGCCUUCUGAUGAACGGCAAUUUGAGCUUCGGGGACGCGCUGCAGCAGGGGUUCGCAGUGAGUUGGAGGGCGGGACGAGCGUGGUGCCGCGAGUGCGUCGACUCUGGUGGGUUUUGUGGGUUUUAUUCCAAUUCCACCGCUGAUCGGCCCUGCUUCUGCCCCAAUGAUAUGGCUAACGGCUCGUGUUCGGUAGUAGGCAGCAAAAGCAGAACAAAGGGGAUUAUAAUAGGUUCAGCAGCAGUUACCGGUGGUCUCCUUUUGGCAUGCCUUUUAUCCUUUCUCUACUUACGCCAGCAUGAAAAACUUCCCAACUCAAUCUUCUUUUGGAGGAAAAAAUCAGAAAAUUCACAGAAUAUUAAAGCCUUUCUGGAGAGAUGUGGAUCUUUUGCUCCAAAAAAAUACAGGUACAAAGAUGUGAAAAAGAUCACCAGAAAAUUUUGCGAAAAACUAGGACAAGGGGGUUAUGGCACUGUAUUCAAAGGUACUCUCACGGAUGGUCGUUUGGUUGCUGUAAAGAUCUUAUCCGAGUCCAAGGGUGAUGGAGAGGAAUUUGUUAAUGAGGUUGCAAGCAUAGGUAGGACCUCUCAUGUGAACAUUGUUAGUCUGCUAGGCUUUUGUUCAGAGGGGUCCAAAAGAGCUCUUAUUUAUGAAUUCAUGCCCAAUGGGUCACUAGAUAAGUACAUAUACUCAGAGAAAUCAGUUCUUGGACUGGAGAUGUUAUACCAAAUAGCAACUGGUGUGGCCCAAGGUUUAGCAUACCUGCAUCGUGGGUGCAAUACACGUAUAGUACAUUUCGAUAUUAAACCUCAUAAUAUCCUACUAGACCAGGAAUUUUGUCCAAAGAUAUCUGAUUUUGGGUUGGCUAAGUUAUGCCCGCCAAAAGUUAGCAUACUUUCCAUGGCAGAUACCAGAGGAACGAUCGGCUAUAUUGCCCCAGAAGUUGUCUCGAGAAAUUUUGGAGUUGUCUCUAGUAAAUCUGAUGUAUAUAGCUAUGGAAUGAUGUUAUUGGAAAUGGUUGGAGGAAGAAAAAAUCCUGGAUCUGGGGAAACUAGUGAAAUUUAUUUUCCACAUUGGAUUUAUAAGCAUCUUGAGCAAGAUGGAGGUCUACAAGCUUACGGUGUAACAGUAGAAACUGAAGAAAUCGCAAGAAAGAUGAUAUUAGUUGGACUAUGGUGCAUACAAACAAACCCAGGAAAUCGACCUUCCAUGAGCAAGGUGGUAGAGAUGUUGCAGGGAAGCCUAAGUGACUUGCAAUUGCCUCCAAAGCCAGUUCUAUUUUCUUCUCAAGUUCUAUCUUCUCCUCAAGGAUCAUUGAUUGAUUCAUCAGCAGAAAUGACCCCCUGAGAUGUUUGACUCCCUGCAGGAAGUAUGAAUUUUCUUUUGGUGUAGCAAACAACACAUGAGUGUUGCAUCAUGAGAUCUGCAUCGUGAGUCUUGCAUCAUGAGAUUUGCAU
Molecule: messenger RNA, 2312 nt
Organism: Phoenix dactylifera (date palm)
Lineage: Eukaryota; Viridiplantae; Streptophyta; Magnoliopsida; Arecales; Arecaceae
Product: LEAF RUST 10 DISEASE-RESISTANCE LOCUS RECEPTOR-LIKE PROTEIN KINASE-like 2.1
Biological process (GO): protein phosphorylation
Molecular function (GO): ATP binding; polysaccharide binding; protein kinase activity
Source: RefSeq, a predicted model, not a curated record